UCAUGUAGAUACAUAUUUAGUUACAAUAGACCAGCGAGAAUUAGUGUAAACACGUAAUGGUUCAAGAUAUUCCUGUGGCAAUGAUUUUAAUGUCAUGAUGAAAACAUACAAACAAAAUGAAACAUUUAGCUAGAUAACUAAAUGCUAUCAGCUCGCUGAUAAAUAAACCAUGAAGUUUUGACAUGGCUCAUGAAAAACAUAUGCCUUUUCACAAUGGGCCAUGGGGCUAUGAAAAUUAUUUUGGAUAAAUUUACAUAUCCUCCGCCGCCAGUCGUAGAUACUUUAUGACAUGUCCCUUAAUGUAGAUGAAUUAAUUCAAUUUGAUACUUAUUUCCAUAGCCAAAGUUGUUUUGACCAUAUCUUUUACAAAAAGACACGUUUUCAUAAAUCUAAGGAAUUUUUCUGAAAUCUGAGGAAUCAAAUGAGACCUCAUCAAUUAUACUUCUUUAGUUCUCAGUUCCCUCAGUUCCUUUUCCAGCGCUGAAUACGAGGUCAGUCUAAAAGAGUUGUUAGGCAGGCCAUCUUGCCUGCGCUUCACGCUCUCCACUGACAAAAUGGAUCUUUUCCUCGAAAGAAGUUCUGACAGCAGUGACAGUGCAUUUGUUGGCAUACGUUUUUGCCAGGAAUGCAAUAAUAUGUUGUACCCAAAAGAAAAUAAAGAAGACAAGAUUCUCCUUUAUGCUUGCCGAAACUGUGAUUAUCAAGAAAGGGCAACUAAUAGCUGUAUUUAUGUGAACAGAGUUGUGCAUGAUGUCAAUGAGCUGACCCAGAUAAUUGCAGAUGUUGUGGCAGAUCCAACAUUACCACGAACACAAGAACACACCUGCCCAAUGUGUGGUCAUAACGAAGCAGUUUUCUUCCAGUCACAGUCAAGCAAAGCAGAUCAUAUGAGGCUUUACUAUGUUUGUACAGCAACAAACUGUGGACACAAAUGGUCUGAGUAAAGUGGAUUCUAAAGUUCUAUUGAGCAGCAUUUGAAGCGUGCUUUGUUGCACGUGGUUAAAGGAAAAACACCUGAAUUCAGUCUCCUCUGUAGCAGAUAUACUUGUGUCACUGAAGGUGGAAUUUUUGAAAGACUCGUGUAUGAUGACAUUUUAGGUAUUCUGUAAAAACUAAUCCCUUGCAACAUCUAUUAGGUGUUGAUGAAAAUGAAUCCUUAAUAUGUCAUACCAAGCAGUCUUGUAGUAAAUUAUGUUAUCUUAUUUCUAAGUCAGAAUAUUCUUUGAAAGUUCUGAAUUUUCAUUGCAAGUUGCUUUUUCCAAUUGAUGCCUCCGUCAUCAGGGAUAGAAUAUGAGCAAGCUGAGAUAUUAGCUAAAAGUUUUUCUACAUUUUGUGAGGUAACAACAUGAUAUCAUGAAGUGAUUAGUAACAACCUAGCUAACCGAAAGCCAUUAAUUGUGCUUUUAAAUUCUUUAGAGCUACAAAUUGACAAUUUCUACUAAAGAAAGGCUCCACUCUUAGGCAAGGAGAGCAAAUCGCUGUUUUAGUAUAAACCAUAUAACUUAUCUAUUUUGUGUAAUUUUGGCAUCCUCAAUAACUAAUCUGUUUAAAGCUUUCUUGAAUACUGUAAUUUUUAUCUCUUAAUUCACAAGACGCUUCUUUUAGCUUAGCCUUGCACAUGUUGCCUAAAUUAAACGGUUGAGAGCAUCACACUUUCUUAUGCAAUGUAAAAGUCAUUAUAACCAACACUGAAAAUCGAAUUAAAAAACUAUUCUUUUUAAAUACGUUUGUAUCCUAAUGUCAUUAUAAAUUCAAGAUUUCUUCACUUGUCGUAAAUAUACUUUAUAACACAAUCUAUA
Molecule: messenger RNA, 1799 nt
Organism: Rhopilema esculentum
Lineage: Eukaryota; Metazoa; Cnidaria; Scyphozoa; Rhizostomeae; Rhizostomatidae
Product: DNA-directed RNA polymerase II subunit RPB9
Biological process (GO): maintenance of transcriptional fidelity during transcription elongation by RNA polymerase II; transcription initiation at RNA polymerase II promoter; transcription-coupled nucleotide-excision repair
Cellular component (GO): RNA polymerase II, core complex
Molecular function (GO): nucleic acid binding; zinc ion binding; DNA-directed RNA polymerase activity
Source: RefSeq, a predicted model, not a curated record